CACAAUGCACUAGUGUAGCUGCUCGUUUCCAAAAUGGCUACUUGGAAGGACUGGUUCAAUAAGCAUUUCACCACAAGUGGACAGGGCAUCAACAAAUAUCCAGUUGGAUAUAAAGCUGAAAUACAUGGUCCCUAUGUGGAAUAUAGGUAUUAUGGCCCAAAGGAUACGCCUUUUGAAGAUGUGAAGCUUGGAGAUCUCCGCAGCUGGCUAGCAAGGCGCAAGAAGACACCUGGAGCUAUUUUAGGUGCCAUCAGCAGAGGUCAACAGCGUUGGAGCCGUGCCUAUUUCAAUGCUAGGUAUCCUAGUUAUGUACCUGUUAUGCAGUUGGUGACAACAUUAUUUUUACUGUCUAGCCUGAUAUUGUAUCGAGUAAAGAUUGUUCCUGAGCAAGCAUGCAAGUAUCAUUAAUGGCGUAUAUGUAGCAGAAAAAAGAAGACAAAUUUCCAACUUUGCCAACACAGCAGUUUUCUGAUGAACUUCUUACCAUUUGUUAGUGUAGAAUUGGGUGUGGAAAUGGAAUUUGAUAGUUUCAUUGUUUACACCACAUUGUUUUCAAUGAACCACCUGUGAUUAAAAAAGGAAAUGAUUGUUGGUUUUGCAUUUGCACUUAGAAUAAAUGCAUUUUGUGCACAAAUGUUUAUUGGAAACCAGAAUGGAGUGGUGAAAUAAAUAAACAAAUAAUUUGGUU
Molecule: messenger RNA, 688 nt
Organism: Lingula anatina
Lineage: Eukaryota; Metazoa; Brachiopoda; Lingulata; Lingulida; Lingulidae
Product: putative ATP synthase subunit f, mitochondrial
Biological process (GO): proton motive force-driven mitochondrial ATP synthesis
Cellular component (GO): proton-transporting ATP synthase complex
Molecular function (GO): proton-transporting ATP synthase activity, rotational mechanism
Source: RefSeq, a predicted model, not a curated record